AUGGCUGAUAUUUCACCUGUAAAACGGAAUCGUCCUGGAAAGGUAGAUAGAAAUAAAUUGACCGCAAAUGGCACUCAAAAAGUGCCGACCGCAUCGGUGCCGACACCCACAAAAACAUGGGUAGACACAACAAUCGCUUCGCCCCGGGACGCAUUCCUUCGAGGAUUAACAACUGGACAAAAAGAACCAUCUGGGAAGGGCAAGCGAUUAAUUGUAUUACACAUCGGGUCGUCUGACGGUUUCGUUCCUGGAGGCCUACUAUCUUUUGAAUCGAAGAAAAACACGUUGGACUACCAUGACGAGAUGAACGGGGACACGUUUUACGAUUGGUUCAUAAAAAUCCUACCAUCACUAAAAGAAAACGCCGUAAUUGUUAUGGACAAUGCCUCAUACCAUUCAGUAAAAAAAAAUCCUUUUCCAACUAUGUCUUGGACAAAACAAAAAAUUUUAAAUUGGCUAGAAAGGGAAGGUGAGGUAAUUACUCAGACAAUGGUUAAAUCUCAACUUUUAGAAGUGGCCCAAAAAUAUAAAUCGUCGCACGAGAAGUAUGUGAUUGAUGAAGAAGCAAAAGAACAUGACAAAGUAGUCUUACGGUUGCCUCCUUACCACUGUGAACUAAAUCCUAUAGAACUAGCGUGGUCUUGGAUAAAAAACUAUGUACGUAUGAACAAUACCACAUUUAAAUUGAACGAUGUGCAUGAUUUAUUAAAAAAAGCCGUGGACAACGUAACAAGUGAAAUGUGGACAAAUUUUGUUGAUCAGUUAUAA
Molecule: messenger RNA, 768 nt
Organism: Aphis gossypii (cotton aphid)
Lineage: Eukaryota; Metazoa; Arthropoda; Insecta; Hemiptera; Aphididae
Exons: 2
Coding region: 1-768 (255 amino acids)
Molecular function (GO): nucleic acid binding
Source: RefSeq, a predicted model, not a curated record